Molecule: messenger RNA, 2323 nt
Organism: Labrus bergylta (ballan wrasse)
Lineage: Eukaryota; Metazoa; Chordata; Actinopteri; Labriformes; Labridae
Product: E3 ubiquitin-protein ligase TRIM35-like
Biological process (GO): protein ubiquitination
Cellular component (GO): cytoplasm
Molecular function (GO): ubiquitin protein ligase activity; zinc ion binding; protein binding
Source: RefSeq, a predicted model, not a curated record
UUGACACACCUGAGACAGCCCGGUCAAAGGUUUCUUAUUCUGCCUCACUGAGACGAGACGCACUGAAGGACGAAGGACUUAUUCACCCUUAUAGUAUAAUCAGACAGCUGCAGGAGGAAAUACUGGGAAUACGAGGAUACUGAGAAUACCUACGCUUCAACCUAAAACUGAAUCCACAAACUUUAAUUGAAAGGGAGUGACUGAUGCUGUUCGUCUGCUUUGCUUCAGCUUGACUCUCAGCUAAAUGGCGUCCAAGUUGGAGGAAUCUCUGUGCUGUCCGGUCUGCCAUGACAUCUAUAAAAAUCCAGUCAUUCUGUCCUGCAGCCACAGCUUCUGUAAAGACUGUCUGCAGAGCUGGUGGAAGGAGAGGGAAAAUCAGGAGUGUCCAGUUUGUAGGAGAAGGCAUUCAAAGGCAUUACCUAUCAACUUGGUUUUAAAGAAUCUGUGUGAGAUUUUUAUGCAGGAGAGAGAUCAGAGCACUUCGGACGCUCUCUGUAGCGUGCACUCUGAGAAACUCAAACUCUUCUGUCUGGACCAUCAGGAGCCAGUGUGUGUCGUCUGCAGAGAUUCAGGAAAACACAGCGAACACAGAUACAAACCCAUCGAUGAAGCCACUCAACAGCACAAGAAGAAACUUCAGGACACUCUGGAACCCUUGAAGGAGAAGUUAAAGGAUUUUAAAGAAGUUCAAGUAAAGUUUGAUGAAACAGCAGAACACAUUCAGGUCCAGGCGCGACACACAGAGAGAGAGAUUAGGGAGCAGUUUAAGAAGCUUCACCGGUUUCUAGAAGAGGAGGAGGAGGCCAGGCUGUGUGCACUGAGGGAGGAAAAGGAGCAGAAGAGUCAGACGAUGAAGGAGGAGAUAGAGGCUCUGAACGGAGAGAUAGCCACUCUUUCACUCACAGUCAGAGCCACAGAGGACGAGUUGAGAGCCGAAGACGUCUCAUUCCUGAAAAACUACAAGGCUGCGGUGGAAAGAGUGCAGCAGUGCACCCUGCUGGAGGAUCUACAGCUGCCCUCGGGAGCUCUUAUCAACCAGGCCAAACACCUGGGCAACCUGAGCUUCAACAUCUGGAAAAAGAUGAAGGACAUGGUCUCCUACAGUCCUGUGAUUCUGGAUCCAAACACUGCUUAUCCCAAACUCACCCUGUCUGAAGAUCUGAUCUGUGUGAGAGGAGGAGAGGGACAGCAGCUUCCUGAUAAUCCGGAGAGGUUCGGUUUAUUCUGCUCUGUCCUGGGCUCUGAGGGCUUUAACUCAGGGACUCACAGCUGGGACAUCGAGGUUGGAGACAGCACAAACUGGUCUCUGGGUGUGAUAGAGUCUGUCGAGAGGGACAGUUUCAUACACUCUGGAUUAUGGACGAUACUGCUCAGUUUUAAAACAUACAAAGCAUCGUCCACAUCCCAUUCAAACACUGUUCUCUCGGUGAAGACGAAGCUCCAGAGGAUCAGAGUGAAUCUGGACUGUGACAGAGGUGAGCUGUCGUUCUCUGAUCUCGACGCUAACACACACAUACACACCUUCAGACACACGUUCUCUGAAAAACUGUUUCCAUACAUCAGGACUGGGGGGGAACACCCGCUGAGGGUUUUACCGGGGACAGUCUCUGUGACUGUAGAAAAAGAAAUGCCUCAGUGUGAUGAUGAUGAUAAUUUUCAUCUGAAUCUUAUUCUCUGAUUCUUUUACCGUUGUGUCAUCCUCUAGUGGAUACUCGUCGAACUGCAGGAUUUUGCACUUCGGCAUUGGCUUCAAUUUUCAACACCGUAAAGCUGCUUGAUUGUACAGUGAUGUUAUGUGUAUUUUUCAUUUUAGAAAUCAUGUUGACUUCAAAGUAAACUCCUGCACAUUGUCUUACUUGCAAACAAACAUCUAUGGACAAUGUGUCGAUGAUUUAUUUGCCUUUUUUACCCGAUGAAGAUCUAGUGUCGAAGUGUCGCCAAUAAAUGUUUGUUUGCAAGUCAGACAGUGUGCGGGAGUUUAUCUUUAAGUUUUGGAUGGACUCAUUGCUCUCCUACACACCUGUCUUAUUAAAUGGAUGUUCAAAGGGUGGUUUAUUUGGGUAAAUCAUGUUGACCCCAGGAAGAAUGGCUGCUGCUAUGCAAAAGCUAAAGGGGAUCUCAAUCAAAACAAAAAAUAGAGAAUGAAAUGUUGUUUUAGUCUGUCUCAUUUUUCACCUUUUACUAAUCAAUCAAUGUUUCUACACUUGAUCUGAAUCAGGAUUUAUAACUUGUGCUGUGUUGUGUUGAUGUAUUUGAUUUUAACAGAGAAUGAGUUUGUCAUUGUUGUUAAUAAUAAACUAAUCUUUAUUAUUAUUAUUAUUCA